Molecule: messenger RNA, 2127 nt
Organism: Drosophila arizonae
Lineage: Eukaryota; Metazoa; Arthropoda; Insecta; Diptera; Drosophilidae
Gene: Not10
Product: CCR4-NOT transcription complex subunit 10
Biological process (GO): mRNA catabolic process; negative regulation of translation
Cellular component (GO): CCR4-NOT complex
Molecular function (GO): protein binding
Source: RefSeq, a predicted model, not a curated record
ACUUUACCCCAAAACUAAUGCGUAACAAUUUUCGCUUAUAUAUUUAAAUUUAAAAAACGUGAUGUUUCGCAAAGUGUUAGGCGAUGACGAAAAUUACAAUCUACUCUGCCAGGCCCAUGAACAGUUCAACAAUCGGGAGUAUGACCGAUGCCUGGAGCUGUUACAGCAGCUGGAGACGAAAGGUGAGAGCAGCGGCCUUAUACUGCGUCACAAUCGGGCAGUGGUGAAUUAUUACAAAACUGGUUGCCUGGAACACCAGACGCUGCUCAAUGAACUUGAAAAGCUGGGUAAUGACCAACCGGCGCCUGGCGAGCCGACUGUGCCGCUUGCACUAAAGAAUGUCGGCAGCGCCCUUACCGUGGCACGCUACAACAAAGCGGUCAUAUACUUUCAUCGGCAUAUGUACGGCACGGCACUGGAUAGGCUAACGCCACUGGUGACCAGGCUGGAGGCACUGGAGAAGCAAAUGGCUGCGCUUGUUGCCACGUUGCAGUUGCAGCUGCUGUUGGCCACCAAUCAGCUAAAUCGCGCUGAAGCAUUUCUCGACUAUUUACAGUAUAAAUUGAAUUUAGUGGCUAGUGCACCCGGCGCAAGUGCCAGUAGCAGCCUGGAGGAACCGACAACAGCUACAGCCUCGACUGCCGCUGCCGCUGCAUCAGGUGCUGCAUCCGCAACAGCGCCCACAGCUGUGGCGAGCGCAACGCCAAUUCUAGAUAGUAGUGUAACGAGAGCUGCUGGCGAAAACGGUAGCAUUCUCCGGCUAUUGCAGUUGCUAACGCAUGUGCUUAAUCGCAAGCCUGUGGUCAUAACCGAGGAUGGGACACCAGAGAUUGCGGCGCUGAAGGCGCAGCAGUAUUACAUCAUGAAAGACUUUCAGAUGGCCGCUAAACAGCUGAUGCGCAUCAACGAUGACUGUACCCAGGCCGGAACUGUCACGCCGCAACUGAGCACGUGCAUCGCCAACAAUAUGGGAGUUAUCCAUUUGCGUGUACGACAUUACGCAAUCGCGGCAAAAUUCUUUCAGAAUGCACUGCGCUUCGAUCAGCAGCUAACAUCGAAUUUACGGCAAUGCUCUCUGCAAACAAUGGGAUUGGCACGGUCGUGUGAGAUCAUGUAUAACUUGGGCAUCGCCAUGCUGCAUCUGCGUAGACCCAAAGAGGCGUUUCAGUGCUUCCUGGUGCCAGUUAAGCAGUACCACAGUAAUCCACGUCUUUGGUAUCGAAUGGCCGAAGCCUGCAUUAUGGAGCAUGAGGCGCAAAAACUACCUGGAAAGGAUCGCCAUACGAUAGAUAGUGGCCUAAACUCAACAGGAUCUAAACCAUAUGGAGCGCACUCCACUGCGGUGCCGGAGCCAACACUUGAAUUUGCAGCUCUAUGCCUGCGCAACGCUCUCACCCUAUCUCUGCAAUACAAGGCUAGUUUCUAUAUGGCUGCCUCGCCUGACGAAACACUGGAUCCAAAAGACUCGUCACAGCAGCUAUGGAGUCAAACACAGGACAAUAACUUUUGCAACCCAUCGAAGCCGAUUAGCUUAGAAUCGAUGGAAAACAUGUUAGAUGCUAUUUAUGCGGCGCACAGCUUUGUGUCCCUGCGUCUGGGUGACCACGUCACCGCACUGGAAAUGGCAAAGCAUCUGCUGCAGAGCGAGCGUCUCUCCGACGCACACAAAUUGCUGGGCCACAUGUAUGCGGGCGAGGCCUUAAUGAUGAUGGACAAAUCCGGGGAGGCGCGUGACCAUCUAGAGCCAACUUUUGUGAAUUCAUUAAAUGCUCUUGAUCUGGAGACACGUGACUGGCAGCUAAAGUCCCUCGAUGCUGCCCAGAAUGUUGUCCGGUACAAUUUGGCCGUUACUUUCGCCUUGCAGAACGAUUUCCAGGCAGCCAAAAGUCUGCUGGGCACGCUGACACAUCCGAUUGUAAGCAAAAAAGCGUUGACUCUGCAUCGUUACAUUGAGCUCAAGAUAAGCGCCACUGCACUCCAUUAGACAACAGAUGAUGUAAAUAACGUAGACGGAUUCAAUAAGCAAAUCAAUGCGGAAUGUAAAUAUCAAAACCACUAACAGACCACUGUUAAUAUAUCCUUAAUGUCAUUGAAUUAAAGAUUGUAAAUUUAUUUGCUGUGCAACAA